Mirounga angustirostris (Northern elephant seal) is the source of this 5205-nucleotide messenger RNA. It is a transcript of the gene VEZT, whose product is annotated as vezatin, adherens junctions transmembrane protein. Gene Ontology annotation, biological process: cell-cell adhesion. NCBI's taxonomy places the organism in Eukaryota, Metazoa, Chordata, Mammalia, Carnivora, Phocidae. Gene Ontology annotation, cellular component: plasma membrane. Bases 111 to 2468 code for a protein of 785 amino acids. The record is from RefSeq and is a predicted model, not a curated record. Gene Ontology annotation, molecular function: myosin binding. The transcript is spliced from 12 exons.
AAUUGUAGUUUUCUGGACAGAAGUGACGGUCCGUAGCAGACGCCGAGGUGCCGCCAGUUCUCCCGCCUUCAUUUCCCAUCGUGCUGAGGCGGGUGGCAUGGCGGAGAAGGAUGACACCGGAGUUUGACGAAGAGGUGGUUUUUGAGAAUUCUCCACUUUACCAGUACUUACAGGAUCUGGGACACACAGACUUUGAAAUAUGCUCUUCUCUGUCACCAAAACCAGAAAAAAGCACAGUGACAGAGAGACAACAAAAGCAUCCUGCAAGAGCCCUGACAAAACAAGGCAUCCUGUUAAAAGUGGCUGAAACCAUCAAAAGUUGGAUUUUUUCUCAGUACAAUAAGAAAGAUGACUUACUUCACAAGUUGGAUAUUGGAUUCCGACUCGACUCACUACAUACCAUUCUGCAACAGGAAGUCCUGUUACAAGAGGAUGUGGAGCUGAUUGAGCUACUUGAUCCCAGUAUCCUGUCUGCAGGGCAACCUCAACAACAGGAAAAUGGACACCUUCCAACACUUUGCUCCCUGGCAACCCCUAAUAUUUGGGAUGUCUCAGUGCUGUUUGCCUUCAUUAGUUUGCUCAUUAUGCUUCCCACUUGGUGGAUUGUAUCUUCCUGGCUGGUAUGGGGAGUGAUUCUGUUUAUUUUUCUGAUCGUAAAAGCUUUGAGAUUAUGGACAACAGCCAAACUACAAGUAACUCUAAAAAAAUACAAUGUCCAUUUAGAAGAUACAGCAACAAAUAGCCGAGCUUUUACUAACCUUGUGAGAAAAGCUUUACGUCUCAUUCAAGAAACUGAAGUCAUUUCCAGAGGAUUUACACUUUUGCUUGACAGGGUCAGUGCUGCUUGCCCAUUUAAUAAAGCUGGACAGCAUCCCAGUCAGCAUCUCAUCGGUCUUCGGAAAGCGGUCUACAGAACUGUAAGAGCCAACUUCCAAGCAGCAAGGCUAGCUACCCUAUAUAUGCUGAAAAACUACCCCCUGAACUCUGAGAGUGACAAUGUAACCAACUACAUCUGUGCGGUGCCUUUUAAGGAGCUGGGCCUGGGACUUAGUGAAGAGCAUAUUUCAGAAGAAGAAGCACAUAACCUCACAGAUGGUUUCAGCCUCCCUGCUUUGAAGGUUUUGUUUCAACUCUGGGUGGCACAGAGUUCAGAGUUCUUCAGACGGCUAGCCCUAUUACUUUCUACAGCUAAUUCACCUCCUGGGCCCUUACUUACUCCAGCACUUUUGCCUCAUCGUAUUUUAUCUGAUGUGACUCAAGGUCUACCUCAUGCUCAUUCUGCCUGCUUGGAAGAGCUUAAGCGCAGCUAUGAGUUUUAUCGGUAUUUUGAAACUCAGCACCAGUCAGUACCCCAGCGUUUAUCCAAAACUCAACAGAAGUCAAGAGAACUGAAUAACGUUCACACAGCAGUACGCAGCUUGCAGCUCCAUCUGAAAGCGUUACUGAAUGAGGUAAUAAUUCUUGAAGAUGAACUUGAAAAGCUUGUUUGUACUAAAGAAACACAAGAACUAGUAUCAGAAUCUUAUCAAAUCCUAGAACAGAAGUUGAAGUUGAUUCAGCCCCAUGUUCAGGCAAGCAACAAUUGCUGGGAAGAGGCCAUUUCUCAAGUGGACCGACUGCUCCGAAGAAACACAGAUAUAAAAGGCAAGCCUGAAAUAGCGUGUGAGAAUCCCCGUUGUACUGUGGCGCCUCUGAUGCAGCCUGCUCUACACAUUGCAGACAAAGAUCCCAUCCCCGAGGAGCAGGAAUUAGAAGCUUAUGUAGAUGAUAUAGAUAUGGACAGUGAUUUCAGAAAGGAUGAUUUUUAUUACUUGUCUCAAGAAGACAGAGAGAGACAGAAGCGUGAACAUGAAGAAUCCAAGAGGGUCCUCCAAGAAUUAAAAUCUGUGCUGGGAUUUAAAGCAUCAGAGGCAGAAAGACACAAGUGGAAGCAACUUCUAUUUAGUGAUCACGCUAUGUUGAAAUCCUUGUCUCCUGUAGACCCAGUGGAACCCAUAAGUAAUUCAGAACCAUCAGUGGAUUCAGAUAUGGGGACAGUUGGUAAAAAUGAUACUGAAGAGGAAAAUAGUAAACCCUCCACAGCUGACAAUGAAAUAAGUAGUAGGACUGAGUAUUUAUCUGAAAACCCUCUAGAUAGUAAAAAUAAAGACAAUUCUGCAAAUGACGUCUUCCUCCAAGGAGCUGAAGAAAGAGUGUGUUACCAGUGUGAGAGUGAAGAGGAAUGUCAGCAGGCAGAUGUAGGUAGCCUGUCCACUGCCCAUCCAACUGCCAGGGACUUCUUUCAGCCCUCCAUUAAGCAGAGACUGGCACGGCUCCAGCGGUCACCGGAUUUUACCUUCACUGCCGGUCUUGCUGCAGAAGUGGCUGCUAGAUCUCUCUCCUUUACCACCAUGCAGGAACAGACUUUUGGUGAUGAGGAGGAAGAACAAAUAAUACAAGAAAAUAAAAAUGAGGUAGAAGAGAAUUAAGAACCAAGAUUUACAUGAAGGAUUUUAAAUUGUUGCUUUUAUGCAGGUGUUUUAGCUUCAACACUACAUAAUCCACUGGAAAGGGAACAUGAGUGUUUACUAUAUAUAAAGCUAAGAUGUGAAUUUACAACAAGAACCCUGGUUUGAACAACUGCUCUGAAAAUAGUAGCUAACCUGUAAAUGGCAAAUCUUUUAGGAAAAUAAGAAGGUAAGGGCUCUUUUGAAUAAACUUGCUGUUUUAAUUGCAGUACAACUGAUCAAUCUUGGGAAUUCUUUAGGUACUUCUAAUAAGAAACAAAUUUAUCAUUUCUUGCCAGAAUUCGCUAAAAUGACUGGGAUAAUUCUAUUGCAAGAACAUUUAGUAUGACUCCUUUUUACUAUAUUCUUGCAGUUAAUAACUGCAACUAUUAUGUUAAUAACAACUUGUUUGUAUUUUAUUUUUGUUUCUACCAGCCUUAAAGAUACAGGUUCUGAAUUUAAAAAAAAAUUGAAUUCAUACAAUGAAUGUGUACUGGGGGUUGGAACUAAAAAGUAGUGUCAAAAAUACUGGGACUGUGACAUGUUUCUUAACGUUUCCUUGUUCAUACCUGUAUUCGGUAGUUAAUUUUAAGAUGUCCUAAUAAUCCUUAAGAGAAGAACAUUGUACUGUUUUAAAAAUUAGCCUUUCAAUUAUUUUUUGUGUUUAUCUUAUGUUCUUGUUGUAACUAAUAGGGAAUGAUGUCAAAGUGGGAUCCCCGUAGUCCAAGGCCCCAUUCCCAACUUUGCAGAAAGUUCUUUGUUUAGGUUUGCCUACAGAUAAUUGGGUGCCAUUAACACAAGCCGGUCACCUUAGCUGCCGAUUUCUAACCUGAGGCUAUACCCUCUCUCCACCUUAAUGAGAUUCUGGAAACAUCCUGUCUGCUUCCUGGAAAGCAUCCUUGUCUCCUUAGUACUUCAUUUACAAACUACCUCUUAAAAGAGGUUGCUUUCCAAAUUGUCCAGUGUUAAAUGACUGCAUUUUCAAAAUGUGACAUUUUCAGGAGUAUAGUACGUCUUGAAACCUAUAGCUCUUCCGCACUGACAUAGUUUAUAGACAUUACUUGGGGAAAGUACAGGAAUAGUAAUUUCUGCUGCUGUCCUAGAGAGGAGAUUACACGAUGGGUAUAGUCUUUAGAGAAACAUUCAGAUUCCUGUAAACUUAGAGCACUUUGAGUUAGUAGUUUUAUGUAUCCAAAGGGAUUUUUUUUUUUCCAGUAAUCUUAGGAAAUGUAUUUUUUAACCUGAGGAAAAACUUGGUUCUGCUUUAUAUGAAUAGUAGAGACCCUCUGUGAUUCUGCCUAUUGACCAAAAAUCUGGGACUUACCCAUAAUUAAGCUCUUAGGAUUAUCUUAGGGUGGGCCUAAUUUACCACUUAGCAAUAGUUAGCUAAAUUUCAAGAAAAAAACAAAUUCUUGUUUUGAGACUGACGAUUGUAUUCAUAAAUAAUAAUACUUUCUUUUUAAAUUACUUAGUUUGACAACUCCUUUUCUCCUUGGAUUUAGAAGAAGCAGUUAUGGAAAACCUUGGUAAUCUUUCUCUUAAUCUGUAACCUUACACAGGAAGAAUUAGAGUUUAGUAACUUUUAAUUCUUUUAUUGUAUUAUUUUUAUUAUAGCGGUUUAGGAAAAAAAUCUUAAUAUCUUAUCAGUUUUAUUCAGUGCUCUCUGAGGUGAUACUUUUUAAUUUUAAAAGACUGAUUUUAAUCAGGAAUUCCUAAUCUUCCAGUCUGAUCUGUUUUAUUCACUGUUAACAAGUUAAGUUGUUAACUUAAUUCCAUGAAAAUUCUACUUGUUGAAACCAUGAUAUAAGGAUCUUGGGACUUUAACUGAAGCUUCUUUUUUUGUGUGUAGUUUUCAAAAUUUCUUUCAUCUUUUAAAAUGCUUCUAAGAUAAAAUAUUAUUUUCCCUGUGAAUAUUCCUAAUUUUCUCUUUUAAUAGUCUAAAAGUCAGUGUUUCUCAGUUUUUUUUAUGGGGCAUCAACUUAGAAUAAAUUAGAGGUCUUAUUUUUACAUUUCAGAUUAGGGGCCAUACUCCCAAUCCAUUCUCAGUUGGUCAUUUUGGAAUGAGACCUAGGUGAUGUUUAUGCCCAGUAAAAUCUAAGAACCUCUGUCUAGGACUUUUUCUUGCCAUGAAUACCUUAGGAAAUAAAAACAAGUCAAUGUAAUUAUAAUUAGGUACUCUUGUUGCUUUUCUAAGAAUAUUUCACUUUUUAUUGUCAGGCUUUUGACUAGUUUUAAUAGUUGCCAUCCUCCUUCCAAAAGAAGCCCUCCGGGAAAAAUAUUUUGUGAUGCAACGCUUAUAAUUGUGCUUUCCAAAUUUUACAAUGAUAUUUUGACCAGAUACUUCUUGUUAGGAGUAAUAUCCUAACAGCUUUUAACAUGAACAUUUCCAUAGUUUAUUUUACCAGGACAAACCUAGUACUUAAUGUAAAAAUGCAUGAAAGAAGCUAUUUGGGGUACUCCUGAAGACAAGAUUUUUACCCUUUGCCUACAGUAAGGAAAGUCAUGGCAGUAAAUGAUCUGGUAAUGGUUAAUCAUACCUAAAAUUCUUAUUUUUUUCAGCUUUCAUUAAAACCCUGCAUAUCUGGCAUACAUUGGGCCAGACUUGCUGGUGUUUGAUUUGUGAUCUUCUGCUUAUAUUCUAAGUUGUCUGUAUUUUCUGACUUCCUAAGUUAAGCCUUCUUUAAAAUUGUACUUCAUUAAAAUUGUACAUUUGAAUAUA